Molecule: messenger RNA, 2004 nt
Organism: Dreissena polymorpha
Lineage: Eukaryota; Metazoa; Mollusca; Bivalvia; Myida; Dreissenidae
Product: sushi, von Willebrand factor type A, EGF and pentraxin domain-containing protein 1-like
Exons: 12
Coding region: 1-2004 (667 amino acids)
Source: RefSeq, a predicted model, not a curated record
AUGUACCAGAGAGGGGUGGAAGAACAUUAUGAUGGAUUUGUUGUCAGUGGACUGAAGUGCCUCCUGCCACAGAUCACCCAAGGCAGCUACAUUGGUGCCGUUGCAGGGAGCCUUUUAGACUUUGAAAACACUCUCACUGUCACAUGCAACUCUGGAUACCAGCUGGGUGCCAACUCCAUCAACACCGUGAGCUGUCAGGCUAACAGAACUCUCACUCAAUUACCCCAGUGUGUUGUGAAGAGCUGCCCUGCUCCAGAAACAAAUGUUAGCCGUGCUACCCUGUUGACUCGAAGGAGCACCCAUCUCUAUGGUGACUUGGUUGAAUAUCAAUGUGAUAUGGGCUUCACACCUGGACGCACAUUCAGGAAAUGUGGCGACAGUGGCUGGUCAGAUUUAACACCAUCUUGUACAGCCAUUCAGUGUACAGAUGAUAGGCCCAAUACUGGUCUGUCCAACCCAGCAGUUGUAUCAGGAAAUUACAACUUCAACUCCAGACUGGAUCUCAACUGUAGCCAGGCAGGUGGUGCUAUCAAGUUCCAGCAUUACAGAUUCUGUACAUACAACAUGGCCAUGGAUAAAUAUGAGCUCCAGGGAUCACCAUAUGAUUGUGGGGAGGUUGACUGUGGAAUACCGAUGGCGUAUUCAGGAACCAACUACGCUGCUUCUGUUGUGAACACAAAGUUUGGCAGCCAGUUUACGUUCACAUGUUCUGCUGGAAAUACAAGAUUUGGGAGUAGUGAAGCUGGCGACAAUGUUGUGCGAUGUACAGAAGACGGAUACUGGGACUUUGGAAGCCUGUCCUGCUUUGGUCAGUCCUGUAUUGACCCUGGUGUUCCCCUUUGGGGACAGAUUGUCGCAACACAAAGAUCGUUUGCUGACCAGAGCACAGUCACCUACCAAUGCCUGAGGCCCGGGUACAAUAUCACAGCCGGACCCACAACCAUCACCUGUCAGGGCAGCUCUUGGAACAACGCACAGACACCUGUAUGCACAGACACUGAAAAGCCUGUGAUAGCGAACUGCCCUUCCAGCGGUAUUGUCCUCAACCGAUAUGAGAGACUGGCGGGAUAUCUACCAAUUCUGUCGGUUACAGACAACACUAUGGUGCGAGAUCUAGUUGUUAUCCCCAGGAAUGCUAGGACUACCUACUACGUGGAGGCGCCACUCACAGUGAUUUUCACUGCAACUGAUCACGCUGGCAACAGUGCUUCUUGCAGUAUUCCAGUAACUCUCCGGGAUGAAACUCCACCAAGCAUUACCUGUCCAAAUGUUCAGAUAAUAGAGCUGAGAAUUCCAGGAGAAAACAGAACCAACCCCCUCAGCCAAAGUUUGUUCACAAUAACAGACAAUGUUGACCCAGCACCAGUGUUAAGCUACAAAACUUCGCUUCCCACAAUAUUUACUGAAAAUGAUCUGUACAAGACGUUCACAUAUGAAGUUGAGGCCAGGGAUACCAGUAACAAUUAUGCAACAUGUCAGGGACAGAUUUAUGUCAGACCUGCAACCUGUAGUGAAUUAAGUUUUCAAACUCCUUUGUUUUCUACAAAGUCCUGCACAUUUGACAGUGGUACAAACACUCGAACCUGCACUAUCACAUGUAAUGAUGGAUAUUUAACAUACACAAGCACUACGGGCAUAUCCGUGGUGAAACGGAAGACGCGGACGUUCACCUGCAACUCUGGAACCUGGUCGCCAGCAUUAAUAACGUCUUGUGUUCAAGAUACUCAACCACCAGUGCUUACAUGUCCUCAAAGUCAAGUCUUUCCCCUGGGAAGCUCAGAAACUAAAUUCCUCAACUUCACUGAUGGCACAUUUGCUGGUUCAGUCUUGGAUGCCAACAACAUUUUAUCAACUGUUUAUACACCAGCCUCUCUUAGUUUAUCAGCAGCCGACGCCUACGUGGCUAGACCAAUAGUCAUGACAGUAACUGAUGCAGCACAGCGGAGCUCCUCUUGCACAUUUCAGCACCUGAUUGUCACCCCGACUCCUACCCAAGCCCCCUAA